ACAGCCGGCUGUGGUGGCUGAUCCCACCUCAGCCAUGGGCAGCAUCACUCUGGAUCUCUAGGGAAGACAUCCAGGAAAAAGCCUUGAGGCACCAUUAAGAAUUGAUAAGCAUACAUUAGCCCAAACUCUGGACAAGAAAUAAAUUUCUUCAGAAAACUUUUCAUCCUCAUUCCUCCACGGAUGCCGAGCAUCACCUCCUUACCCCAGAGGGUCCUGAUGACAUCACAUCCUCCCCAGAGAGCGACACAGCCUCCCAAGCCAAGUGACAAAGGCCAUCUCAGCUGUGCUGCACCAGCCCCAGGGACAGACACCCCAGGAGAACAUGGACACCUCUCCUGCCCUGCUCCUGCUGCUCACUCUGGGAUUCUGCUGCCCUGGGAUUGAUGGCCAGUCCCUUGAGAUAAAGGUGAGCUCUCCCCAGGACAUCAGGCAGCUGCGGCUGGGACAGAAGCUGGAGCUGCAGUGUCGCACUGACAGGCACAGCGGCGCUUUCUGGAUCCGCCAGGACACGAGUGGGACCCUUCACUUCAUUGUCUUCAUCGGCUCCACCUCCAAGACCACAUUUGAGGGGAAUCAGAGAACAUCCACACGCUUUGAGGCCAGGAAAGAGGGCCUGUCCUAUCAUUUGGUGGUGAAAUCUUUCACACCGUGGGACCAGGGGAAAUAUUUCUGCGUGAUGAAUUUCAACCAAAAGCUGCACUUCAGCCCUGGCCAGUAUGUCUUCCUUCCAGACACCACCACAGCGGCACCCACCACAUGUGAACCCACCUCCCAGCAAGGCACAACUGAGGAGCCCAACCCCAGGACUCCAGAUCCAGAGGGAAGAAUGAAGGAAGAUCUGAAUUUCUUCUGUCACAUCUUCAUCUGGGUGCCCUUAGCAGGUGCCUGCCUCGUGCUCCUCAUCGCCCUGGUGGUCACCAUCGUGCUGUGCCAACAAACCAGAAGACGAAGAUGCAGGUGUAAGAGACCUGCAAACGGGAAGCCCCCCACAAAACCCAGGACUCCAAACUAACACAGAUCAGCACCUGCACCUUCUGGCCUCUGGAUCUUCUCCCAGGAGCUGUCAGCACAGAAAUACCUCUCCUGCACUAUCCACAACGCCCCUGCACCUCACCCACUCUGCCCUGGAGGUUUGAGGAGACAAGAGGGAGCUCAGACACGCAGACAAGCAGCAGCACUUUCCCGUGAGCUGCAGGGUAAAGCACAGCUCCUUCCAAACCCUGAGCUUGCCAAGCAAUGCCCAAGGCCAAAGGCCACCCCUGUCCCCAGUGACAGGGCUCAGGCACAAGAACCACCCCAAUCCUGAUGCUGCCAUGCCUCAGGGAGAAGCUGCUGAGAAAUAAAGGACACGAGCUGGACCUUUGCUCAAGGCUGUGUGUGAUUGCCUCCCAAAAAGCAGCCAGAGGUGGAAUUUGCCACACAAAGCCUUAGAAAUAAUUAUCCUCACUCAACACAUCUUCUUGUUGUGGUACCUUUCUCCUAGGGCUUUUAUUGUUUCAUGAAAUGGAUUACAAGACUGCACUGAGAAGAUAAAUAUGGAUUAAAGGGCCUGACUACUGAGGUUUUACAGUCCUGGGGGCUCAGGGUCACUGUUCUGCUCACACUAUCCCUGUUCUGCUGCUACCCCUGAUCCACCUAUAUCUGCAGGAGUUUGGCCUGAGAAAGGAAAGUGAGAUUUGCUUUCUUUCUGAGGGAAAUGCCCGAGUGAUUAAAAAAAAAUCCUUGUCACUUGUUUUUUUUAAGCAGGACAUUUAACAUGUUGAUAUUUCCCCCAUGUUAUGGACUGCUGCAAGUUCUGUUUUUUCAGAUCUGUAUUUCAUGUAAAUAUUUCCUUAGCAUACUUGCAAUUUAUAAAAUAAAAUUAUUCUCAUAA
Messenger RNA from Prinia subflava (tawny-flanked prinia), 1873 nucleotides. RefSeq names its product CD8 subunit alpha (gene CD8A). The transcript is spliced from 6 exons. Gene Ontology annotation, cellular component: external side of plasma membrane. Lineage: Eukaryota; Metazoa; Chordata; Aves; Passeriformes; Cisticolidae. Gene Ontology annotation, biological process: cytotoxic T cell differentiation; T cell mediated immunity; cell surface receptor signaling pathway. The record is from RefSeq and is a predicted model, not a curated record. Bases 323 to 1012 code for a protein of 229 amino acids.